Molecule: messenger RNA, 1720 nt
Organism: Triticum dicoccoides
Lineage: Eukaryota; Viridiplantae; Streptophyta; Magnoliopsida; Poales; Poaceae
Exons: 3
Coding region: 1-1599 (532 amino acids)
Molecular function (GO): protein binding
Source: RefSeq, a predicted model, not a curated record
AUGACCAAGCAGGACGUGAAGCUCGACCUACUCUGGACCAACGUCGGCACGAAAAAGAGGAACACCGUCCUGACGUUCUUGAUGGGGGCGGACAUGUCGACGAUGGACGAGCAGAUCAAGGCGUGGUACUUGGCGGAGCACAGCCUCAUCUUGAACCAGAUGCCUUCGACCACAACGCUGACGCCCGGCCCGAGUGAUGAAGCCACACCGACGCUGAGCACAGAAGCCACACCGACGCCGACCAGCCCGAACACAGAAGGUAACGGCAGCUGGGCUUUGCCGAGAGGAAGGUUCAUAAUUGAUAAGAUAGCAGAGAAGAUGGAAAACCAGGAGGUCUUGCUACCUCAAGACAUGCUUGCAGACGUCCUAGGCCGUCUUGCACCACGUGACCUUGCCAUAUCCCGCUGCGUCUGCAAAGCCUGGUGCACCAUCAUCGAUGCUCGCCGCCUACUUCUAGCUGACCUCCUUCCACGCAGGGUAGGCGGUAUAAUCAUCAAUUUCAACGACUUAUUGUUGUCAGAAUUCUUCUCUCGCCCAUCGACAGGCCCCUCGGUGUCUGGCAACCUCAACUACUUACCUUCCAUAUCUGUCGUCAAGGACCAUUGCAAUGGCCUUCUUUUGCUUGAUGGCUACGUGGUUAACCCCGCUACAAGACAGUGGGCGGAGUUGCCACCGUGCCCAUCUCUGGGGCUGGAGUCUUUCGAAGGAGAGCACCUUGUAUUUGACCCAUCCAUAUCUCCGCACUAUGAGGUGCUGGUAAUCCCCAUUUCUCCCAAGUUAGACCGUGAUGUCAAAUUGGAUCCCGCUGUAGAGGAAUUAGAAUGGCCAGCAUCAUUAUGCAUGCUACACGUGUUCUCAUCAAGGACAAAACAAUGGGAGGAGAGGCGUUUUGUUCGGGAAGGGGAGGCUGCUGGGACAAUUGCGGACAUGCGAUUGGCUCGGCAAUAUUAUCAGAACCGUGCUGUCUACUGGCGAGGAUCACUUUACGUCCAUUUGCCAAGCCACUUUGUUAUGAGGAUAUCAUUGUCAAACAACAAGUAUCAAGUAAUUAAACCACCGAAAGGGAGAAGCACUCUAUUUGGGCAAGAUAUGCUUUAUAUAGGUAAGUCAGAGAAGGGGGUUUAUUGUGCACCUGUGGAUAACCCGGUCCGGGUAUGGAUCCUUGAUGAAUCGUGUGGGCAGUUGGAAUGGGUGUUGAGGCAUAACAUUUCCCUUCACGUUGACACUGACGAAAGCAGCAGACCCUGGACCUUACAGGAUGUUAACUAUUAUGAAGGCUAUGGUGAGGAUGCUAAAGAUGAAGCAAUAGCGCCGCAGAAAUUUGACUGGGAUUCUGAAAGUGAUAAUCUUAUUGACCCAAAAAGCAUGGCUGAUGACGAGUUUCCUUGUUAUACUGGUAUACUUGGAUUCCAUCCUUUCAAAGAGGUUGUCUUCCUGUGUGUCGGAUUGCAAAGAGGGCUGGCAUACCAUUUAGAUAGCUCGAAGGUCCAAGAGUUGGGAAACAUAUUUCCCAAAUGUUAUGGCACAUCGAUUGGUAUCCAGCCAUUUAUAAAGGAGUCUUUCAUAUACACUCCUUGCUGGAUGGAAGAGUUACCAUAGAGCAAUCAAUUUAACGCAUCUUCUCUAAGUCUCAUCGCUGUAGUAAGUUUUUUGUGUUUUGAGCAAAAUCAAUUAAUGUCUACAUAUAUACAUGUCCAAGUUGCUGAACUAAUGGAAGCAU